AUGUCAGACAACGCACAUGAUGUUUUGAAGGAUGCGGCAGCAGGUGCUGCAGCAGCAGCUGCUGUAACCAGCGGAUCACUAUUCAGCACAUUUGAUAUAAUUGUGCUUGUGAUUUUGUUGGGCGGUACAAUCUGGUGGCUGUAUAACUCAAAAAAGGACAAUAAAAAAGACGAAAUCCUGCUCAGUAAAUAUUCUAUCCAGGCUGCCGGAACCAUCCAAGUCACAGAAAAUUCCUUCAUAACUAAACUAAAAUCCUCUGGAAGAAGUUUAGUUGUUUUCUACGGAUCUCAGACGGGUACUGCAGAAGAGUUCGCUGGUCGCCUCGCUAAAGAGGGUAUUCGUUACAAGAUGAAGGGUAUGGUCGCUGACCCUGAGGAAUGUGAUAUGGAAGAACUAACGAAACUCCACGAAAUUGACAAUUCCUUAGCAGUUUUCUGUAUGGCUACAUAUGGUGAAGGAGAUCCUACGGAUAAUUCUAUGGAAUUCUAUGAAUGGUUGAAGAACGGCGAACCAAGUUUAGUCGGUUUAAAUUAUGCGGUGUUUGGCCUUGGCAAUAAAACAUACGAACAUUAUAAUGAAGUUGCAAUUUAUCUAGACAAGAGGCUAGAAGAACUUGGAGCUACGAGAGUGUUCGAACUUGGUCUCGGGGAUGAUGACGCAAAUAUUGAAGAUGAUUUCAUUACAUGGAAAGAUAAGUUCUGGCCUGCUGUCUGUGAAAAAUUCAAUAUUGAGAGCACAGGGGAAGAAGAGUUAACACGUCAGUUCCGCUUAGUGACACAUACACCUGGUGAAAUACAACCUAACAAUGUGUUUACUGGAGAAAUUGCAAGGCUUCAUUCUCUGCAAGUUCAGAGACCGCCAUAUGAUGCCAAGAACCCAUUCUUAGCACAAAUAACAGUAAACAAGGAUUUGCACAAAGGUGGAGACCGAUCUUGCCUCCAUGUGGAGCUAGAUAUUUCUGACUCAAAGAUGCGAUAUGAAGCAGGUGAUCAUGUGGCCAUCUACCCAAUCAAUGACAGCAAUCUAGUUGAAAGGCUGGGUGAACUUACAGGAUCCGAUUUAGAUGAAAUAUUCUCAUUAAUCAACACAGAUCAAGAAAGCAGCAAAAAACAUCCAUUCCCGUGCCCAACGUCUUAUCGCACUGCCCUCUCCCACUACGUGGAGAUUACAGCACUGCCGCGUACUCAUAUAUUAAGGGAGCUUGUUGAAUAUUGCUCUGAUGAAGAAGAUAAGAAAAAAUUACUACUCAUGGCUACAAAUUCUCAAGAGGGCAAGGCUUUGUACCAAUCAUUUGUUGUCGAAGCUUGUAGAAAUAUUGUCCAUAUUUUGGAAGAUUUAAAAUCAUGUAAACCACCUCUGGAUCACAUCUGUGAAUUGCUACCUCGUCUUCAGCCAAGAUAUUAUUCAAUUUCCUCCAGUCCUAAGCUUCAUCCAGAAACUGUUCAUGUCACUGCAGUUGUUGUGCAGUAUAAAACACCUACUGGACGUGUUAACAAAGGUGUAACGACUACUUGGCUGGCAGAAAAUAAACCUGAGCCUGGGAAACCUCUUCCACGGGUGCCCGUAUACAUCAGAAAGUCACAGUUUAGAUUACCAUUACAAACUCAGACACCAAUAGUCAUGGUUGGACCAGGUACUGGUUUAGCUCCAUUCCGUGGAUUUCUGCAAGAACGGGCACAUGCUCGCCUUAACGGCAAGGAAGUUGGAGACAACAUUCUUUAUUUUGGAUGCAGACAUCGUGACCAAGAUUAUAUCUACCAGGAAGAGCUCGACAAGUAUGAAAAGAAUGGUGAUGUGACAUUACAUGUUGCAUUUUCUCGUGACCAACCUCAAAAAGUAUAUGUAACUCAUUUACUAGAAAAAAAUAUGGACCAGCUAUGGGAUAUCAUUGGCAACCGUAAUGGACAUUUCUACAUCUGUGGUGAUGCAAAGAAUAUGGCUGUAGAUGUCAGAAACAUAGUUUUACGAGCUAUCCAGGAAAAAGGUGGGCGUACCGAGGCCGAAGCUGUGCAAUUCAUUAAGAAGCUUGAAUCGAUGAAAAAAUAUUCGGCAGACGUAUGGAGUUAA
This is a messenger RNA of Arctia plantaginis, 2067 nucleotides long. Lineage: Eukaryota; Metazoa; Arthropoda; Insecta; Lepidoptera; Erebidae. The record is from the annotation of a GenBank genome assembly.